CCCCAGGAAAUCUAAAAGUUUGAACCCCACUUAUCCUGUUUCUGGGUUCACCACUUUUAUUACAUCCGAGUCGUCGUCGUUGUCGUUGUUGUGUUGGGGUCCUCCGAGGAAUCUUUUAUGUGAACAACGACGAUUGAACCAAAACGUGGCUUAAAAAGUAGAAGACUUUGCAACGGAUUUAGAAAGAAAAGACCCAAAAGGAAGAUGCUGAAGAGUGAGGCAUCUCUCUCGAGUUACUGCGAUCCCGUUACUGUAGUAAUCGAUGAGAAUCUGGAGAGAACUGUUACGAUUGGUGAUUCCAUUGACGGCGGCGAGUUCAGUUUUGCGAAACUCAAGGAAGAAGAAGAAGAAGAAGACUGUGGUGAAGGUGAUGAAGAGGUUGUUAUUAAGAAGCUAGGGGUUGGUGACAGAGAUGAACAAGGUUAUGGGAUUGAAAGACCACCAAGUCCUUCUAUGCAUUUAGCUGCAGGGUUAGGGAUCGAUAAGUUUGAUUUGUAUGUUGAUGAGAUCAAAUUUGAUUUGCCCGGUUUUGCUGAUGAGAAUUGUGGUGAUUACUACAAAGGCAUGCUCGAGGAGUAUCCAUUGCAUCCUUUGCUUCUCAAUAACUAUGCCAACUUCUUGGAGUAUAAAGGAGAUCUUAGUGGAGCAGAAGAGUAUUAUCAUAAAUGUACUGUAGUUGAGCCUUGUGAUGGAUUUGCUUUAGCAAACUAUGGUAGAUUAGUAAUGAAGCUUCACAAAGAUGAAGCUAAAGCCAUGAGCUACUUUGAACGCGCUGUUCAAGCAUCCCCUGAGGAUAGUAAUGUUCUUGGGGCAUAUGCUAGUUUCCUCUGGGAGAUAAAUGAUGAUGAGGAGGAGGACUCUCUAACCGGACAAGGAAAAGAAGAAGUUGAGGCUUUUUCGAUUCAAGUCUCUGAUGUUGAGUUUUGUUCUAUUGUCCCCGGAAAGAAAAAGCCUGAUGCAGCGGAAAAAAGCAGCUCAAGCUUGUCAAAGACAGAAGAUGGAGAAACGCUCUGCAGAUACGCGAAAGCGUUCUGGACUAUUAAUGGUGACCAUGAGAAGGCAUUGGUCUAUUUCGAGAAGGCCGUUGAAGCCUCUCCGAAUGACAGCAUUAUUCUUGGAGAGUAUGCUCGGUUCCUAUGGGAAAUCGAAGAAUGACCAUCAAGAAGAGGAAGAAGAUGUCUAUAGCUGAGGAGAAGAUCGAAGGUUGAUAAGCUUUUCUUCUUCAUGGAAACCGCUUGUUGUAUUGUAAGCUUUAAAAGCUUCGCUCAUGUCCGUUAUAUGUUGUUGUAUAUUCAAUUCAGAAACGAGAGAAUCUCGUUAAAAACCAUUUUUAUGUCUUUUGCAGAUUCGAAUGUUUUUUACAGGAUCAAACUUAAUGUUCCAACUAUGUAAUAUAAAUGCUUACUGAUUCACUCGGA
Molecule: messenger RNA, 1418 nt
Organism: Camelina sativa (false flax)
Lineage: Eukaryota; Viridiplantae; Streptophyta; Magnoliopsida; Brassicales; Brassicaceae
Molecular function (GO): protein binding
Source: RefSeq, a predicted model, not a curated record